Scedosporium apiospermum is the source of this 2601-nucleotide messenger RNA. RefSeq names its product Protein SEY1. Gene Ontology annotation, biological process: endoplasmic reticulum membrane fusion. Bases 1 to 2601 code for a protein of 866 amino acids. Gene Ontology annotation, cellular component: endoplasmic reticulum. Gene Ontology annotation, molecular function: GTPase activity; GTP binding. NCBI's taxonomy places the organism in Eukaryota, Fungi, Ascomycota, Sordariomycetes, Microascales, Microascaceae. The record is from RefSeq and is a predicted model, not a curated record. The transcript is spliced from 4 exons.
AUGAACGGCCAUCUUUCCGCCAUUGGCGAAGGGCCAAGCGCCGAAAAGUACGAGCAUGGAAUCCAAGUCAUAGACGAAGACAAGACCUUCAACUCCAACUUGAUAUCCUACCUCCGCCAGACCAAUGUUGCCGAUGCUGGAUUCAACUACCACCUCAUUUCCGUCUUCGGAUCGCAAUCGACCGGCAAGUCGACCCUUCUCAACAACCUCUUCGGCACCCAGUUCUCCGUAAUGUCCGAGUCCGAGAGGCGGCAGACCACCAAGGGCAUAUGGCUUGCGAAGAACAAGAGGGAGACUGGCGGGACCGGCGACGCCAAAGUCAAGAUGGCCGAUAACAUUCUGGUUAUGGACGUCGAGGGUACCGACGGUCGCGAGCGUGGCGAGGACCAGGAUUUUGAGCGGAAGAGUGCCUUGUUUGCUCUUGCGACGAGCGAGGUCCUCAUUGUGAAUAUCUGGGAACACCAGGUCGGCUUGUACCAGGGCGCAAAUAUGGGGUUGCUCAAGACUGUGUUUGAGGUGAAUCUCCAGCUCUUCCUCAAGGACAACAAGCAAUCUAAUCCCCGAUCACUACUCUUCUUCGUCAUUCGCGACCAUAUCGGCACUACCCCCCUCGCCAAUCUUCGCAACACCUUGAUUCAGGAUUUGACCAAGAUCUGGUCCUCCAUCUCCAAGCCUCAAGGUCUCGAGACCUCGCGCAUCGAGGAUUACUUCGAUUUCGCCUUCGCCGCUCUCCCCCACAAGGUCCUCCAGGCCGAGAAAUUCGACUCCGAGGUCAACAACCUCGGUGCGCGCUUCACCGCCGGCACCCGGUCCGCAAAGCAAGGGUCGCAUGGGGACCACGAGCUCGAGGGCGGUGUUUUCCUCCCCGAGUACCACAGGCGCAUCCCCGCCGAUGGUUUUUCCAAGUACGCCGAGGGUGUCUGGGACCUGAUCGUGGACAACAAGGAUCUCGACUUGCCAACCCAGCAAGAGCUUCUUGCCCAGUUCCGAUGCGACGAGAUUUCCCGGGAAGUGCUCGUCGCUUUUGAUGAUACCAUUACCCCGUUGGAGGAGCAACAGGCCGACGGCGUCAGGGCUGGAAAGCCAGUGGUGCUGGAUGACCUUGGCGAGACGGGCAGGUCGGCUCGCCGACGAUGCGUUGAGAAUUUCGAGGUGCAAGCUGGUCGGUAUCACAAGGGAGUCUACACGCGGAAACGAGCAGAACUCGAGGCCAAGAUUGACACGAGGCUCAAGGCGCUUUACCUCGGCCAGCUGACGAGCUGCCACAAGUCCGGCGUUGCCUCGUUCACCGAGUCCGUGUCUAACAAGGUGAAAGCCGGUCAGAAGGCAGGCGGAAGCUACGAUUUCGCCGACAUCGUCUCCCAGGAGAAGGAGAGGGUUCUCGAGAUCUUCAGGGACGAGGCGAAGGGUUUGGCGAUCGAGGGCCUGUCCUGGACAAACUUCAAGCCGCAAUACCUCAUCUUCGAGAGGGAGCUCGACGAAGUAAGCAGCAAGCUUCGAAAGGAAGAACUCCGCCGCCUCGCCACGCGCGUCGAGCGCUGGGUCAAGUCCCGCCUCGGCGACUCGAUCGGGCUCGAAUUCAGCAAGCUCGGCUCCGGUAGGUCCGGGUCCAGCGUCAUCCCCGAGGAGGCCUCCACCCCCAUCGAGAAGCCGACGGCCGAGAAGGAUCUCUGGGACAGGAUAUGGAGCGUGUUCACCGACAUCGUCAGCGAGGCCGAGACGCGCUUCACCGACCGCGCGCGCAGCUUCGAGGCCAGCGUCGACGAGGUCGAGGUGGGGCUCUGGCGCCUGCGUCGCAAGAGCUGGGUCGCGCUGCGGGAGAAGAUCGACGACGAGGUCAUGGAGGGGAACAUCCUCCUCAAGCUGCGCGAGAACUUCGAGGACAAGUUCCGCUACGACGACGCGGGCGUCCCGCGGAUCUGGCGCCCCACCGACGACAUCGAGGGCGUGUACACCAAGGCGAGGGAGUCGACCCUCGCGCUCGUACCGCUGCUCGCGAGGUUCCGUCUCGCUGAGACAUAUGCGCCGCCGGAUCUGCCGCGCUGGAUAGGGCCCCAGCCGCGCGGUGUCGAGGCUGGUGAUGAGGAGGACCUCGCUCCUAUUGGUGGCGUUGAUGAGGAUGAGGGCAAGAGCCUUGAGGAGGAGAUGACGAUCCUGAGCGAGAGUAAACGUCAGGAUCUUGUUAUAAGGUUCAAGAAGACGGCGGACGGGGUUUAUGUUGAGGCGAAGAGGGGAGCUAUUGGUGGUGUGGCGCAGGUGCCUUGGUACUUCUAUGUGUUGCUGCUUGCGCUUGGGUGGAAUGAAAUAUUCAUGGUCCUCCGCAACCCCUUCCUAUUCCUCCUCAUCAUCAUCAUCGCCGGCGGAACCUACAUCGCCUACACCCUCAACCUUCUCGGCCCCAUGCUGCAAAUGGCCAACGCCGCCGCCAACCAGGGCGUCGAGCUCGGCAAGCAGCGACUGAGGGAAUUCCUCGUCAACUCGGACACGGCGAGGCAGGCGCUCGCGAUGCCGGCGCGGGAGGACAGCGCGGAUGGGAUUAGCCUGGAUACGCUGGAUAGUCGGGGGAAGAGGCGGACGAGGACGGACGAUGAUGAUAUUUAA